Molecule: messenger RNA, 4637 nt
Organism: Leguminivora glycinivorella
Lineage: Eukaryota; Metazoa; Arthropoda; Insecta; Lepidoptera; Tortricidae
Gene: glu
Product: structural maintenance of chromosomes protein 4
Exons: 25
Coding region: 119-4006 (1295 amino acids)
Biological process (GO): mitotic chromosome condensation
Cellular component (GO): chromosome
Molecular function (GO): ATP hydrolysis activity; ATP binding; protein binding
Source: RefSeq, a predicted model, not a curated record
UAUUGUAAAGUAAACGGCCGUUGUUCAAAAUAUUUUCAAUUUCGUUUGAAAAUAUUGUAUAUCGUCGCGUUUUCUCGAUUUACACUUAAUUAAACGGUGUUCUUAUAGUUGGCUAAUAAUGACGGCGAACCGAAAGAAAAAGGGGAACGCGGAGCCCAUGGAAGUGGAUGAAGUGGACGAAAACACAAAUGUGGUCGCAAACGGUGGGACUGAUGCGCCCGAUCAAGAAUUCCUUAUAGACGGUGAUGUAGACCGAGUUUCUGAAGAUGAAGAGGGUGGUAUCCGCAUGGGUGGAGUGUACAUACCGCCGGCGCCGAAGCCAGCCUGUACAUUUGACGCCACAGGCCCUAGACUCAUUAUAACGCAUAUUGUCAAUGAGAACUUUAAGAGUUAUGCUGGAGUGCAGACCCUUGGGCCUUUUCACAAGAGCUUCACAGCAAUCAUAGGCCCAAACGGCAGUGGAAAGAGCAAUGUGAUAGACUCUAUGUUGUUUGUGUUCGGUUACCGAGCCACCAAGAUCCGGUCGAAGAAGAUUUCCGUUCUCCUCCACAAGUCGAGCAAGCAUCCAAACAUCACUAGUGCCAGCGUUGCCGUCCAUUUUUGCCAGAUCAUUGACGGGGAAGGCGAGGACUUCACCGUGGUCCCGAACAGCGAGAUAGUAGUGUCCCGAACGGCGUUCUCAAACAACUCUUCAUACUACACAUUGAACGGCAGGAAGGUUCAGUUCAAGGAGGUGGGCAAGAUGCUCAACUCGCACGGCAUCGACCUCGACCACAACCGGUUCCUCAUUCUGCAGGGUGAAGUGGAACAAAUUGCGAUGAUGAAGCCUAAAGCCCAGACGGAGCAUGAAUCAGGGAUGCUGGAGUACUUGGAGGACAUCAUCGGAACGUCCAGAUACAAGGUACCUCUAGAGCAGCUGCUCGUAAAAGUAGAAGAAUUCAGCGAACUUCGUAAGGAGAAACUCAAUCGAGUGAGGCUUGUGGAGGCAGAGAAGGCCCAUUUGGAGGCCCCGAUGAGAGAGGCGGUGGAUCAGAUGAACCUUACGAACGUCGUCGUGAGAACACGGAAUACAUUGCUGCAGAAAUAUAUUCACGAGACGAAUAAGUUGAUCGAGGGAAAGACGCAGUUGCUGACUGAAUUGCUGGCAGCUUUAGCGGAGAUAGAAGGAAAAGUGAACACAGCUCAGGAAAAUCUUAAUGACAAAACCGCGGUGCUCAACAAUGGGACUAAGAAAUACGAUGAUUUGUCGAAGAAAAAGGAGGAGUUCACCCAAAAGCUCUCCGUGUGUAAGAAGAAAACAGUCACCACGCAGGCGGACAUCACGCAAGGAAACAAGAAGAAGAAGAAUCUAGAAACACUUAUUGAGCAGGAGAAGGGGAAACUUAUUGAGUUGGAACUGGUGCCCGAAAAGAACGCCAAGGAAAUAGAAGAUUGCGAGGGUCUGCUGGCCAGACAUCGGGAAAACAAAGUUAAGGCCGAAGAGGAGCUGCAGACGGUCAUGGCCAGCGUCAGGUCAAAGACGCAAGGCCUUCAAGAAACAAAAGACAAGCUGCAAGCCAAGAUGAUCGAGUUGAAACGCAUUGUGGACGAAGCCAACAAGGACUUCAAACUUCGGGAGUCAGAGCUCAAGAUCUACCUCAGCACGGAGACGAAAGAGACGGAAAAGCUGGAGAAAAUGAAAGAGAGCUACGAGAAAGCCGCUAGGGACUUAACUGAGAAGAAAACUUUACAAGAAGAACUGGCGUCUACGGUGCCUACUAAUGAGAAGCAACUGACGGAUCUCCAGUCGCAGCUGCGAAACAUGAAGCAGGAGGAAAACACUGUGCUCACAGAAGCUAGAACUUUGAGAGCGCAGCUCGAAGAGUCUCGAGCGGCGUUGAACGCGAACCGCUCGCGCGGCAGAGUGCUGGACUCUCUCAUGAAUGAGAAGAAAAAGGGGAAAAUGCCCGGGAUCUUCGGAAGGCUUGGUGACUUAGGAGGCAUCGACCCAAAAUAUGACGUAGCCAUAUCCACGUGCUGCGGUCCCCUAGACAACAUCGUUGUAGACACAGUUAAAACAGCCCAGGCCGCGCUCGAUCACUUGCGUAGGCACGAUAUUGGCCGCGCCACCUGCAUCACGCUGGAGAAAAUACAGCAUCUCGACUAUCAGACUAAGAAGACAUUCCCAGAAAACGUGCCGCGUCUCUUCGACCUGAUCACAGUACGCGACGAACGCAUGUUACCAGCGUUCUACUUCGCGCUGCGAGACACACUCGUGGCGGACAACCUCGACCAGGCGCGUCGCAUCGCGUACGGCCGACAACGACACCGUGUCGUGACACUAGCCGGGGAGGUCAUUGAGAUAUCCGGUACCAUGUCUGGUGGUGGUCGGACCAUGUCUCGCGGCCGCAUGGGCAGCUCAGUGCAACAGGACACUAACGAACAGGACCCCAGGGUGCUGAAGGCUAAUGAGGAACGAUUGGCUGCACUUGAAGAAAGACUGUCUACAUUGCGAGGCGAGCACAGUGUGAUAGAAGAGAACGUGGUAUCGCUUCAGCGAAGCACGCGCGAAGGGAAGUCCACACUCAACAAGCUCAACUUCGAGCUGAAGAGUCUUGCUGAACAAGUGCCGCUGUUACAGAACCAAGUUCGACAACAAGAGACGAAAGCGGCCUCGUCCCGAGUAGACGAGGCCCAGAAGGCACGGCUCGAGGCCGCAGUAGAAGACGCCAAGGAGAAACUUGACCAGGCCAAACGGGACGCCAGCGAGGUGGAAAAAGAAGUGCACGGAGUGGACGCCCAAAUCGCAGCCGUCGCCGGCAGCAAGGUCAAGGAGCUCCAGAAGAGUGUCGACGACCUCUCCAAGAAGAUCGAUAAGGUGUCCAGCGAGAUCACCAAGCUACGGGUCGCUAUUAACACAAGCAAGAGAAACGCCAAAAAGUCCAAAGACAAGAUAGCUCAGAUGGAAGCGGACUUGGCCGAGAACGAGAGGAAACUGGAGACGUGGAACAACGAGAAGAAACAGCUCACUCUCGACAGCGCCGAGAUGCAGAAGUUUAUUGAGGAGUUGGACGAGCAAAUCUCCGAAGGAACCGACUCAUUCUCGGAGCUGAAGAAAGAGAUAGCGGCACUCCAAGCGAAAAUGAACAAGUACAAGAGCGAGCAACUUGAAGCCAAAAACAACGUCACCAAGAUGGAGAAGAGUAUCGUCGACUUCAGAGCUAAGAUGCCGCAAUUAGAGCGAGACCUACGAAACCUGAAGCUAGAAGACCCAGGCAUCGAAGGAGUGCCCGGUAUCGAGCCACCAGAGCCACUCGCAAAACACACUGUGGAAGAACUGGAAGAAAUGGCCGUCGACGAACUUAGGGAGCGACUCACAGCGCAGCAAGGCCGCUUGGGAGAUGCUAAACCCAAUCUACAGGCUAUACAGGACUACAAAGCGAAAGAGGAGCUAUACAUAAAGCGCGCGGCCGAACUGGAUCAGAUCACAGCGCAGCGGAACGAAGUUCGAAACGGAUACGACCAGCUCAAGAAGAGACGCACCAGUGAUUUCUUAGCAGGGUUCAACACAAUAACAACGAAGCUGAAGGAAAUGUACCAGAUGAUCACUCUCGGCGGAGACGCGGAGUUGGAACUCGUAGAUACCCUGGACCCUUUCACCGAGGGAAUUACCUUCAGCGUUCGUCCACCCAACAAGUCCUGGAAGAACAUCUCCAACCUCUCCGGCGGCGAAAAGACCCUGUCUUCGCUCGCGCUAGUGUUCGCGCUGCACUACUACAAGCCCACACCGCUAUACGUUAUGGAUGAAAUCGACGCCGCGCUCGACUUCAAAAAUGUGUCGAUCGUGGCUAAUUAUAUCAAGGAACGCACCAAAAACGCUCAAUUCAUCAUCAUUUCCCUCCGCUACAACAUGUUCGAAGUGUCCAACCGACUGGUCGGCAUCUACAAGACGGAGGACUGCACCAAGUCGCUCACCAUAGAGAACAAACUGCCCGAGAAGCCUCAAGAAGACAUCGCUGUGUCGUAAAAUGAAGCGUUCCAUGCCUCUUCUCCUUCUCGGUCCCUCAUUGUUGAGGAUCGCGACCAUACAGCAUCAACAGCCGUGUGUUGCGCGCUGGAUGCCGUCCUCUUCGCAGCAUCUGACCAUCCCAUGGGUGCCCUACCCUGAGCACGCUUCCUGUUCAUUUGCCCCACAAUGAUGAGCUUCUUUAACCUCCUGGGUCCUGGUGCGUUGUAUGAGUACAUAAGGUUUGAACUUUUACAAGAAUAAAAGAGUUCUAAAUUCAAAAGCACAAACAUUUUCCAGGGAUCCACGAGCUAGAUCAUGCUUAUCGGAGCGCAUAUGUCAUAUUCACAUUUGUACCCGCCGAGAAGAGACGCUCAAUACAAGUCAUUACUAUUCCAAAUGUGGGACAAGAGAGUUCGUUUGUCAUGUUUGGCUACUUCAAUUUUUAAUAUGAAGUUAACAUUUUCGCAACCUAGAACUCGCUGGGCGGGUUCCACCAUACAAGCGGACAAGCAAGCAUAAAUUACGACCGGUUUCUGACGUAAAUAGUGCGCCAUUUCCUGUGCUUAUUAACAUACAUACUUAGUUACCUUUAUCUGAUGUUUACUGUAAGAUAUUAUUGUAAUUUUAAUAAUAAAUUGAUAAGACAUUA